This is a messenger RNA of Brettanomyces nanus, 1590 nucleotides long. RefSeq lists its product as uncharacterized. Gene Ontology annotation, cellular component: nucleus; cytoplasm. Gene Ontology annotation, molecular function: RNA polymerase II cis-regulatory region sequence-specific DNA binding. The record is from RefSeq and is a predicted model, not a curated record. The coding region runs from base 1 to 1590 and encodes 529 amino acids. NCBI's taxonomy places the organism in Eukaryota, Fungi, Ascomycota, Pichiomycetes, Pichiales, Pichiaceae. The transcript has a single exon.
AUGGCUGGAGAGCAGCAACAGAAGAUUGUGGACAAUAUCAUUGUUCCAACACCCACUUUACAAGAGAAGAGGGAGAGUGACAGACCAUACAAAUGUCCUAUUUGUGGUAAGGCAUUUCAUCGGUUAGAGCAUCAGACAAGACAUAUCCGUACACAUACCGGCGAGAGGCCGCACAGGUGCACGUUUCAAGGCUGCAACAAGAGGUUCUCUCGCUCUGAUGAGUUGACUAGGCAUUUGAGAAUACAUACCAAUCCUACAGUUCGUAAGAAGAGAGGCCCAAGGAGAAAGAACAGUAAUUCCAAUGGUAUAGUCGCUUCCAAAAAGGGUAACCAGCCCCAACUCAAAGGCAUGAUACAGGGCCAGAACGGUCCUACAGCCGCCGUACUUAUGCCUAUUGGGUACGACUUACAAGGCCAGCCAAUGUACCCGCAACCUGUUCCGAUUUACAUUUUACCUCCUGGUACUACUAUUCCAGUAUCAGGUAACAUGGGCUAUCAAAUGGCAGGUGGCGAUCAGCAGGGGAGACAAUUAAAUCAGCAGAAUCAGCAGAAUCAGCAGAAUCAACAGCAACCUCAAAUCAUACAUCUUCGGCAAAGGUCUAGUACAGACAAGUUUGGCCCUCAGAUUAUUCAACAACCAUCUAUUCAAAUUUCCCAGCCUGUGCCCCAGAAUAUGAUUGUGUCGAAUCCUCCUAAUAACCCAUUCGUUUCUUCAUCUACUGCUCAGAAUCAUUUCUUUGGUUCCCAGGAGGUCAAGAGGCCAUUUAAGUUUCAAUCGAUGUCUUCAUUGUCGAACUACUUUACUCCAAAAAAUACUGUUAGUGCUGCUUUAUCUAUGGGACUGAGCCCACCACAUUCUGAUCUUUCUUCCCGCACAAACUCUACAAAUUCAUUGAAAUCCUUAGAUUCAGGUGGUAACUCAUCCAGUACAACCACUCUGUCGUCGUUUGGUAACGUGAAGAACUCACUGACAUCUCUACACAAGCUCACACCUCUUAGAAGGGCCAAGAGCAGUAGGACAUCUCUUAUUUCUAGAGCACAUACUACGGUAUCUCUUUCCACGUUGGUGAAUGAGGAGGAUUAUCCUUGUGACAAAGAUGAACAACCAAAGAAAAAGUCUAGACCUAAUUCUCCUAUCACUUCGUCUUUUGGAUUCACUUCCCCAUCAGAGGUUCGAAGACCUGCUGCGGUGUUCAACAUUACAUCUCCUCUGGAGACACCAUUUUCUACUCCACUUCAAUCUCCUACUUUGAAACCUUGGAGUAUGAGUUCGGUUCCAUUGCAUGAUCUGCUAAACAACAAGUCUUCCAAUAAUGGUAGUACGAGUUCCACAAAUAGCAGUAACAGCGAGAACAGCAACUGUGCUCAUGCUCCUAUUCACACUCAAUCAGAAGUCCAGCUUCCGUCCCUCCAAACUAUGCUAGGACCUAUGGAUGAGUUGGAUUCAAAGCUAAGCGAUAAAAGCGUUAGAGAUGACCCGGACGAGCGCGUCAAAAAUAUUCUUAACAGAUCGAUGUCUCACGACAAUUUGUCUAUACUCCCACGGAAAGGGAGAUCGGAUUUGAACUUAUCUUCCCUCAGUGAAAGAUGA